This is a messenger RNA of Rhincodon typus (whale shark), 5557 nucleotides long. RefSeq names its product shroom family member 2a (gene shroom2a). Gene Ontology annotation, molecular function: actin filament binding. Bases 150 to 5060 code for a protein of 1636 amino acids. Gene Ontology annotation, biological process: actin filament organization. The record is from RefSeq and is a predicted model, not a curated record. Gene Ontology annotation, cellular component: apical junction complex; adherens junction; cortical actin cytoskeleton. The transcript has 10 exons. Lineage: Eukaryota; Metazoa; Chordata; Chondrichthyes; Orectolobiformes; Rhincodontidae.
AGGUGCGCCGUCUGCCUGGUGCCAGAAUAGCGAGGCGGUGGAAGCUGUGCGGCGCCAGGCUCGCCGCGAAUCUCACCGUACAGCCGUGACCUCCGCACCCGAAGGCCGGACUCAGCCUCUCUCUCUCCCACCCCCCCUUCCACAACCCCAUGGCCGGGGGAGGUGUCCGCACAAAGGGAACGACUACCGCCGCCGACGAGCACGCAAUGGAGGAACGGAGGGCAGCGCAGGGCUCCCGCUGUGUCGAGGUGACCCUGAGUGGGGGUGCGCCCUGGGGAUUCACCCUGCGAGGGGGUCGGGAGCACAAGGAGCCUCUCCUCAUCACCAAGAUCGAGGAAGGGAGUAAAGCAGCUGCUGCAGGCAAACUGCAAGUGGGAGAUGAGAUGGUCAGCAUCAACGAUGUGAUCCUCACUGGCUACAGGCAGGAGGCCAUCUGCCUUGUGAAGGGCUCGCACCGGACUCUGAAGCUAGUGGUGAGAAGGAGUAAUGAGCCUGCGAGUAGGCCUCACUCGUGGCAUUCGACAAAGUUCACAGAUAGCCAGCCGGAAUCUGCAAGGAUGCAGCUAUCGUCCAGUGGACUAUGUCCGUCGUGGCACUCGCGCUAUCACGCCACCUCCUCGUCGAAUGACCUCUCGGACAAGUGGGACGAGACCACCCUGCACCGCGCUUCUGACCAGUUCAGCUCCCUCGGCAGCAUGGAGAGCCUGGACCAGCCCCCUGCCAUCUACCAGGGGGUCAGCCUGUCCCCUGCUCACUCCAGCAACAGCAUGGACCAGAUCUCGGGGCACAGCAAACGGGAUUCGGCCUACAGCUCCUUCUCCACCAGUUCCAGCACCCCGGACUACACCCUCUCGUCUUCCAAGAGUGACAUGUCGUCCUCCACGGAGAACAUGCUGAGUAGGGGACCCCCCUGGGAUGCCCCAAAGCCCAGCAAUGGUAACGGGCGCCAAGGUCAGAAUGCAGCUGAGCGAUCCAGCCUAGAGGACAGGCCCGAUGACUCAACACGCCCAGACGAAUACCUCGGCUGCAGGCCCCAUGCAUCGGGCAGGGCCAGCUUCGGGCCUGUGUGGCACGUGCCGGAGAGGAAGGGUCAGGGCGAGAGCCGGGUGCCCCGUAGGGUAUCCCCACCGCCGCCCCCUCCCGUCCGCAGCGACAGCUUCGCCGCCACCAAGGUGCACGAGAAGGCACAUGCCGGGGGGCCCCCUGACGGGAAUGGGCCCUCCCGGCAACAGACCUCGGCCAAGCCUCAGCUGCGAGGUGACUGGGCCGGGGAGGACCCUGAGCGCGAGGGCAAGAGGGCGAAGCAGGCCAGCCCUCUGUACGGGGCCGAGAUGGCUCCCUCGGCCCUAUGGGACAACAAUAAGCAGCCCAGUGCUGGCAAGCUGAGCCUGUCCAGCAUGGACGUCCGUUACUCCCAGCCCACCUCGCCCACCUCUCACCAAAGGCAGCACAGUGACGAAAGCACCUUUCACCAUAACGGUGGAACCAGGAUGGCCCCAUGGGGCACCAGCCUUUAUCAUGGCCCACACCCAACUGCGGCUGAGAGCGCUCCCCGUUCUGACUGGAGCCAAAGAGGGCCAACAAAAACGGCCCUUCCCGCUCCCGCCUGCUCCCGGCAGCCUGACCUAGCCGGAGCUCACCCUGCGCGGGCCCAGUCAGAAUGCUGGGAUAGCCAGAAGGGAGCGGCCUACCCCCUCAGCCCCGAUCACAGCAGCAGCGACACAGGCCCCAGGCCUCCCGGGGACCAGGCCUCGCCCUCCGAUGGCCGCCUCCCCUGCAGGCCCGAAGCAGGGGCGUCGCGUCCGCCUUAUGGCCACCUGGAGGGCAGCCGAUGCCGAGCACUGAGCGAUCGAAGCUGGCCGCGGGCAGAGGGCACGGCUGUGUGCCCUGACAGGACGCCCCUGCUUCACUCCCUGGCGCAGGAGAGCAGGAAGCUGCCGGCUGAGGCCUCGGUCUAUCCACAGGUCAAGCAGCAGCAACAGCGGAGGAGUGAUCGCUUUGCCACCGCCCUGCGCAAUGAGAUCCAGACCAAGCGGGCGCAGCUGCAGAAGAGCAAGAGCGCCGCGGUUUUGACACCCGUUUCCCCGGAGACGGCGGGCAAAGCCGGGGGCUCCCGGGAGGAGUGGGCGGCCGAGUGCCCUCCCUUCCCUGACGGCUCCUCCUACAAGGACGACCUGAAGGAGGCCCAGGCCCGCGUCCUGAGGGCCACCUCCUUCCAGCGGAGGGACUUGGGGCCCCUGGCACCCCCCCGCCAGCCUGUCACCCCUGCUGCCAAGGAAGAGGGGCCCUUGCCUCCCUCGGCCAUCCACCCACGGGUGCCAGCCCUGACCCGUCUGGGUGGCAGGAAGCGGCUGACUUUGGAGCAGAAGCUGCGCUCUUAUUCCGAACCAGAGAAGAUGAACGAGGUGGGCGCCCCUGACGAGGCUGGGACAUCCCUUCCUCCCCCUCCCCCUCCCCCUCCCCCGGGCACGGACCCCCCUACCUCCUUCGCCGACAGGCGGCAUUUCUUUGAGGCGGGUGGGAGGCCCCCACCUCCACCCAGUCAGAGUGUCCGCCCCAGCGGCGCUGAGGCCCAGCUCGCGCUGCACGGGAAAGGCAGCGGCAGCAAGGCCGAGUACGGGCAUCUGGAGGCUGCGGACCAGGACUGGGCCUGUGUCCGGGCCAGCUCACUGGGAGGGGGCCGCGAGAGCCCCCGGAGGGCCCCCGAUCCCGGAGGGAGCUGGCCGCUGCGAUACCUGGGCCCCCAAACCAGCGGCGGCCUCCCUGAGAGGCCCACCCCCGCUGGGCAUCCCCGUAACCUGGACCCCAGCGGGCACAAGGCUGGGCCACAGCGCCUUGGCACCUUCGCAGAGUACCAGGCGACGUGGAGGGAGCAGAGGAAGGUGUCGGAGGCCCGGAGUUCCGGAAGGUUCCAUUCUGCGGAUGACAUCCUUGAGCAGAGCUUGCAGGAGCCUGCAAGCCCGCAGUACGUGCAUGAACGAUCCAGAUCGUCACCUUCCACCGAUUUCUACGUCCAGGACGUUCCCGUCGACUCGAGAAGGCGGCCGGACGGUUUCCGGAGGGAGAUGGAGCAUCCUGCUCCCGGAGCUGAAGGAGGAAGGUCGAGCCCACCUGCAAGAUUGCUGGAGCCAGAGAGUGUAGAGAACGCCCUUGAAGGAUUGAGGCUUUCGUCGGAGCGAGGUUCUGAGCACAGCUGGUCUGAGCGAAAUGUGCCCGCCAAUGAGAAUCAGGCCCGGGACUGGCGUCAAGGCCCAGUCAAUGCUAUGCUGAGCGGACACCAGGACCAGGGAGUGGAUGGGGACCAACUCGAACGGACACCCACGUCUGAUGGUCCGACGAGCCAGGGGUUGAGUCAGUCCUGGGCCGCGGGCGGGAACCCGGCCUGGUCUGGGGAGACGCGGGCAUCGCCCAACAGGAAGAAAGGGAUGCCCCAAACGGGCAAGUAUGCCUGGCAGCAGGAACUGCCACAGCCUGGGGCGGCCGCUGUACUGGAGACCACCCAGCUGCUGCCUGACCUGCCCCAGGUGGGCACAAGCGAAGCACCAACUGCUGUCACCGAUCGGCUGCCAAGCUGUGCUGCUGGCACUGAGCCCCGGCAGCCUCCACCCAGCGGAUCUUCUGGGCCUGCCCAUGCCCAGGCUGGGAAAGCGGAGCUGAGAGAGGGCACCAGAGAGAGCUGGGCCUUCCCUUCCUUCCCGUCGGAUUCUGCUCGUCCUCCUUCUCCACAGUUUGCCCCUCAGAGACUCACCGACAAACCGCCCCCUACCGUUGAAGGUGACAGGCUGCCCAGAAUCGAGAAGGUGACGGAGAACAACACGACGGUGAAGAAGGUGCCGAUCAAGAUCGUUUGUUCGGAAAGCCAGACAGAGAAGGAGAGCCGACACAACCUGCUGAACAAGGUGGAGCACACGAGCUGCGGCCUGAAAGAGCAGCGAGAAGCCAUUGGCAGCUGCGAGCAUUCUUCGGUGUUCAGCACCUACAGCAGGGAGGAGCUGGAACUGCUUCGGGAGUGCACUUCUCCUGAAACUGCCCAGUCUGAACAAGCAGCAAGCAACUCCUGGGAAAGCAAGCCACUCUCUCCUGUGCCCAGCUACGGGAAGACUAAGGAGAAGAGCAUCGAAGAUAUCAAGUCCGAGGAGUUGGCGAGGGAGAUUGUUGGCAAGGACCGAACACUGGCUGAUAUUUUGUACCCGAACUCUAAGCUAAAGACCACCAUGGAUUUGAUGGAAGGUAUCUUCCCCAAAGACGAGACUGUCCUACAGGAAGCUCAGCAACGCAGGAAGCUGCUUCCGACUCGACCUUACUCGCCCAAGCCUGCAGAGGACAGGGAAGAGGAGAUAAUGACCAUUGGGGUCUCCCUAACCACAAGCUCAACCUACUACAGUACAUCCGCACCUAAAGCUGAGCUGCUCAAUAAGAUGAAGGACAUGCAGCAGCAGAUAGAAGAGGAGGAGGACUCGGAAGAUGAGCUGAACCAUGACCUCACGGAAAAGAAGCAAGAGCUGAUCGACAGCAUAAGCAAGAAGCUGCAAGUGCUGCGUGAGGCCCGGGAGAGCUUGCAGGACGACGUCCAGGCCAACAAUCUCCUCGGCAACGAGGUGGAGGCCAUUGUCAAGCAAGUCUGCAAACCCAAUGAGUUUGAGAAGUUCCGAAUGUUCAUCGGCGACCUGGACAAAGUGGUGAACCUGCUGCUGUCGCUGUCUGGACGGCUAGCCAGAGUAGAGAAUGCCCUCAACACCUUGGACAAAGAUGCCUCUCCGGACGAGCGGAAGACCCUCACUCAGAAACAAAAGCUCCUCACAAGACAGCAUGAAGAUGCAAAGGAGCUGAAGGAGAACUUAGACAGGAGGGAGGGGGUGGUGUUUGACAUUCUCUCUAGUUACCUGACAGACGAGGUCCUCCAGGACUACGAGCACUUUGUGAAGAUGAAAUCGGCCCUUAUUAUCGAACAAAGGGAGCUGGAGGACAAGAUCAAACUGGGGGAGGAGCAGCUGAAGUGUUUGCUGGAGAGCCUGCCUGUCGAUGGCCACCAAAGUAGAAACCCAUAUACUGGACACUGAGUUACCAUCAGUGUGCGCUCCCCUCUUUCUGUCCGUGUGUGUGUGUGUGUGUGGUAUAGCUGGAUCUGUCCACUGGGGGAGCUCAGCGUGGGAGGAAUGACUUGAGACCAUGAUUCUGAGCAUCAGUUUUCUAUGCGGAACCGAGUUCUGUCAUAUUGAACCUAUAAUAUUUUUUAAACUUCUGGAUAUGUAGUCACACAUCUAACAUUCUAUUUGCUACCACAACAACCACUUCCCGCUCCCCCCCUCCCAAAACCCUCCAAUGCCAAUUUGUCCUGUUUUUACCUGAGAAGCGUGAAAAUGAAAAAGAACGGCUUCCUCAUUGAUUUUGAGCAAGGUUCAGAUACUUUUGUUCCCAUAUGGUUUUAUUUCCUUUUGGAUAAGUAUGACACAUUCAUAAAAUGAUGUGAUAACUGGAUAUUUUUUCUUUAAAAAAAGAAUGUGCAUUAAAUUAAUUUAUUGUAGCAUUUAUUAAAGUAAAUAAGGUGAUUACAGAA